UUUGCUGAGGUCAAAUAUCUUCUCAAUUUCAAUGCAUGCAUUGUUGCUUUUAUUCUCACAGAUGUCGUUUAUCAAAUUCUUUCCUCCCCCACCUUCUCAUACAGUUUGGUUAAGGUAUCUAACUCUGGAGCUGGAGGUUGGGAGUUCACUUCCCUUCUAGCCCUGCAGUUCUAAGUUUCUAUUACGUCAGUACCUAUUUCUCUGACCAUCUCUCCUACCUAGACUGUUUUCAGAAAUUCCUGAUGAUUCUCUACCAGUAACAGCAUUUUAUCAACUCUACAUCCCAUCCCCUUCAUGGAUUUGUCCUUUCUCAUCACCCUCCAAAUAAACUCUGCAGAUUUUAUCAAUUCCUGGGAUUGACUACGAACUGCUCUUUACUGGUUCUCGAGUCCAAUAAUUUAGCUGCAUCACAUUCAUCCACUUUUACCCUUCCUUUCCCCCCCUCUUGUUAUUCAUUUUCCUAAACAAUCCUUUAAUUCAAAUAUUUGUUCUCUUUAAUCAAAUUUGAGAAAUUUAUUUCUAAUUUUCUGGAAGCUGAUGUACAAUCAUUGGGGAGAAUUUGUGAAGGAAAAGAAGUUAAUAUACUUUGAUUUUGAUGUACAUAUUUGGGUGUGGAAAUGAUCCUCCCUCCAAAAGGUCCCUCAGUGAAGAGCCCUUCCAACCUCAAGGCCACAGGAAACAACCUCCGGUCCGGCCUCAUCCCUUCCCUGGUUCUCCUCCCUCGCCUUUUUUGGCUGUCUUUCCUUGGUUCUCUGUGUCUCAGGAGGAGCCCGAACACAUCAUUCCUUAUUCCUGCAGAUUUUGGAAGUGGCUGUUUGUCUUCUUUUUCUGAUCUACCAGAUGAUGAACAGGAGAAGAAGAAUUGCCCAGCAACAUCUCGGGCCACAUGGGCAGGAACUCAUCAUCAAGGAAGAAAAGAGAAUUGAAAAUCAGAAUGAGGAGACAUGGACUUCAGAUGAAAGGACUGACACAGAGGAGAAACCACAUCUAUGCAUGUCACCUCAGUAGAUAUCAAAGAACAGAUGCAGGAGAGAAACUCUAUCCAUGUAUGGAACAUGGAAGGAGCUUCAGUCAGAAGAAGAGCAUCCAUAUACACCAUAGAACUCACACUGGAGAGAAACCACAUGAAUGCAUGGAAUGUGGAAAGAGCUUUAGUAUCAGUGGUGUCCUUCGGAUACAUCAAAGGACCCACACUGGGGAGAAACCGCAUAAAUGCAAGGAAUGUGGAAAGAGCUUUAGUCAGGGUGGACACCUUAGGUUACAUCAAAGGACCCACACUGGGGAGAAACCGCAUAAAUGCAAGGAAUGUGGAAAGAGCUUUAGUCAGGGUGGACACCUUAGGUUACAUCAAAGGACUCACACUGGGGAGAAACCACAUAAAUGCAUGGAAUGUGGAAAGAACUUUAGUCACAGUGGUAACCUUAGGUCACAUCAAAGGACGCACACUGGGGAGAAACCACAUAAAUGUAUGGAAUGCGGAAAGUGUUUUAGUCACAGUGGUGGCCUUAGCUUACAUCAAAGAACCCACACCGGGGAGAAACCACAUAAAUGCACAGAAUGUGGAAAAAGUUUUCAUAUGAGUGAUGCCCUUAGCCUUCAUCAAGGUGCCCAUACUGGGGAGAAACCACAUAAAUGCACAGAAUGUGGAAAAAGUUUUCAUAUGAGUGAUGCCCUUAGCCUUCAUCAAGGUGCCCAUACUGGGGAGAAACCACAUAAAUGCAUAGAAUGUGGAAAGAGCUUUAGUCAGAGUGGUACCCUUAGGUUACAUCAAAGGACUCACACUGGGGAGAAACCACAUGAAUGCAUGGAAUGUGGAAAGAGCUUUAGUAGGAGUGGUGCCCUUAGGAUUCAUCAGAAUACUCACACUGGGGAGAAACCACAUAAAUGCACAGAAUGUGGAAAAAGUUUUCAUAUGAGUGAUGCCCUUAGCCUUCAUCAAGGUGCCCAUACUGGGGAGAAACCACAUAAAUGCAUGGAAUGUGGAAAAAGUUUUAUUAGGAGUGAUGCCCUUAGGCUACAUCAAAGGAUUCACACUGGGGAGAAACCACAUAAAUGUAUAGAAUGUGGAAAGAGUUUUAGUACGAGUGAUGCCUGUAGGUCUCAUCAAAGGACCCACACUGGGGAGAAACCUUAUAAAUGCAUGGAAUGUGGAAAGAGUUAUAUUCGUAGUUGUCACCUUAGGAUACAUCAAAGGACCCACACUGGGGAGAAACCAUAUAAAUGCAUGGAAUGUGGAAAGAGCUUUAGUAGGUGUGUUGACCUUAGGUUACAUCAAAGAACUCACACUGGUGAGAAACCACAUAAAUGCAUGCAAUGUGGAAAGAGCUUUAAUCAAAGUGGUAACCUUAGGUCACAUCAAAGGACCCACACUGGAGAGAAACCAUAUAAAUGCAUGGAAUGUGGGAAGAGCUUUGGUUGCAGUGGUAACCUUAGGUCACAUCAAAGGACCCACACUGGAGAGAAACCAUAUAAAUGCAUGGAAUGUGGGAAGAGCUUUGGUUGCAGUGGUAACCUUAGGUCACAUCAAAGGACCCACACUGGAGAGAAACCAUAUAAAUGCAUGGAAUGUGGGAAGAGCUUUGGUUGCAGUGGUAACCUUAGGUCACAUCAAAGGACCCACACUGGAGAGAAACCAUAUAAAUGCAUGGAAUGUGGGAAGAGCUUUGGUUGCAGUGGUAACCUUAGGUCACAUCAAAGGACCCACACUGGAGAGAAACCAUAUAAAUGCAUGGAAUGUGGGAAGAGCUUUGGUUGCAGUGGUAACCUUAGGUCACAUCAAAGGACCCACACUGGAGAGAAACCAUAUAAAUGCAUGGAAUGUGGGAAGAGCUUUGGUUGCAGUGGUAACCUUAGGUCACAUCAAAGAACUCACACUGGGGAGAAACCACAUAAAUGCAUGGAAUGUGGAAAGAGUUUUCUUCAUGGUGGUCAACUUAGGUCACAUCAAAGGAUUCACACUGGGGAGAAGCCACAUAAAUGCAUGGAAUGUGGAAAGAGUUUUAAUCAGUGUGGUAACCUUAGGUCGCAUCAAAAAACUCACACUGGGGAGAAGCCACAUAAAUGCAAGGAAUGUGGAAAGAGCUUUAUUCAGAGUUCUGCCCUUAGAUUACAUCAAAGGACUCACACUGGGGAGAAACCACAUCAAUGUAUGGAAUGUGGAAAGAGCUUUAGUAGGAGUGGUAACCUUAGGUCACAUCAAAGAACUCACACUGGGGAGAAACCAGAUAAAUGCAUGGAAUGUGGAAAGACCUGUAGUCGGAGUUGUCAUUUUAGGAUACAUCAAAGGACCCACACUGGGGAGAAACCACAUAAAUGCAUGGAAUGAGGAAAGAACUUUAGUCAGAGUUUUGCCCUUCGGUUACAUGUGGACAGAGUUUUAUUUGGAGUUCCUGAUAAGUUAAGGCAUAAGGAGCUCAUUCAGUUUUGUGCUGCUUUCCAUGGGAAAGAAGAAACAACAAAAUGCUGACGUCAUGCAAAACAGAAAAGAAAAAAUGGAGUGCAUUUUGAAGUACUACUUGUAAUGUCUUUUAUUUCUUAAUUAACAGAGAGGUAUCACAAAAUAGACGUGAAACCUUGUGCUAAAAAUUAGAAUAAGCAUGUAUUGUGCCAUACAAGCUUUUACAAAAUUAGUGUAUAAAUAGAAAAGGAUGGAUGUUCUAAGUCUAACUGAUGGAAUAAAAGCAAGUAGUGAAGAGAGUGAAGCUGUCGUUUGUUUUAUAAGGCUUUAUCCUCAAAAAUAAUAAUAGUAGUUGAGAUUUAAAGAGGGUACCAAUGGAUUUUUAUUCUCUAUUUUUUUAUGAACCAACAUAUAUAUAUUCUAUAAUAUUUAUGAAUAACUUGGCAUUUCUGUGCUAUUGUAUUGAGAGUAUACUGCUUUGUAAUGGCAGAGAUUGUUGGAAGGAGUGGAAAUUUUGGUUUUUCAAGAUCUAGUCUGCUCGGGCCCUGGACUGCACUACAUCGGAGGUGACCAAAUCCUUUGAUCCUUAACACCUGAGCUUAUCAGAGGUUAGAAAACUCAAGCCUUGGGAAAUUUGGUUUUGCUGACUGAUGCAGAACUGAGGUACAUAAAUAUUGGGAGAGAUCUCUGACAGGUCUGAGCUAAACCUGAAGGAAUUGUUAAAUACAGUUUCGUACUAUGUAAUAAGUAUUUAUCAGAAUCAGUGUUAUAGAAAGAAGUAAGGCUAGAAUUUAUCCAGCUGAGUAAAACUGUAACAGCUGAGAGAGCAAUCCCUGGAUUGGCUAAUCCUGGGAUAAAGCUAGCAGACCUAGCACACACACUCUGUGGGUUGCUGGUGGUGUGGAUUGCUAUUGUCGUGGUGCUGUGCUGGAGUAUUCUGGAAGAAGCCGUGUCUUUGUGCUAUAUAUUGGAAGAAGAACUCUG
Molecule: messenger RNA, 4381 nt
Organism: Pogona vitticeps (central bearded dragon)
Lineage: Eukaryota; Metazoa; Chordata; Lepidosauria; Squamata; Agamidae
Source: RefSeq, a predicted model, not a curated record